Molecule: messenger RNA, 817 nt
Organism: Engraulis encrasicolus (European anchovy)
Lineage: Eukaryota; Metazoa; Chordata; Actinopteri; Clupeiformes; Engraulidae
Gene: plaat1l
Product: phospholipase A and acyltransferase 1-like
Exons: 5
Coding region: 81-539 (152 amino acids)
Biological process (GO): N-acylphosphatidylethanolamine metabolic process
Cellular component (GO): cytoplasm
Molecular function (GO): A2-type glycerophospholipase activity; glycerophospholipid phospholipase A1 activity
Source: RefSeq, a predicted model, not a curated record
AAUGGCUUUUGAAAAGGCACAGAGAGCAGAGAGUGUGUCUGGGUGUAUUUUGCUGCUACGCAUAAUUUACCAUCUGAACCAUGGGUUUGGGAAACUCCCACCCUGAGCUGUUUCCAGGAGACAUUCUAGAGUUCCCUCGCAACAAGUACUUCUCGCACUAUGGUGUUUACUAUGGAGAGAGAGAUGGAGUAGCUUAUGUGGCCCAUUUAACCAUCAGAGACUCAAGCUCUCAGUUCCUCAUUUUCGGCCGGGCGCUGAACUCUUCGGUGAGGCUGGACCCUCUGCACAUCAUGGGCAAGAGGUUCAAGGUGUGCAACGGCCUGGAUAACAAGCACCCGCCGCGAGACUUCUACAACCAGAUCAAGCCAGAGAUCGACGAGGCCGUCGGCAAGUCCGUGACCUUCGACGUCCUCUUCCACAACAGCGAACACCAGGCCACGCUGUUCCGCUACGGGGUCAAGAGGUCAGAGCAGAUCGAAAAAGUUUAUGCCAGAAUCGUCCCCACAUGGCGACAACCCUUUGAGAACAAAACUUUGUGAUGUGAAGAUCAUGGAGGAGGAAGAUUUUAGUAGUUCAUAAAGGUUGGAGCAUGCUUCACCCAAACAGAUGUCUCUCUUCUGCUGACCAAAAUAAUGUAUAACUGAAAAGUAAGAAGGGGUUGCAACAUGCUUCAACUUACACUUUUCAGUUGAACUUUUUUUUAUCAUCAUCCCUCUUGGAUGAAUCUUUCCAUUUAUUUCAGUCCAUCUUGGCUGUGGGUUUGAUCUUUGGAGAUGGCUGUGGCCAGACAAGGCUCCUGAAUUAAAAAAGCCUCCAC